AUGGGAUAUGACUCCGUUAUGAACUUUGAGGACGGAAGCCACUUGAAAAGCUCGUCGAGCUUUGAGAACAGCCUCAACAAGGAGAUCGAGACCUCCUGCAUCACGGACACGCUGGUGCGCUGCGGCUGCGAGGUGGUCACCGCCAGCGUGAUGCCCGGCGGCCUGCAGGUGACGAUGUCCCGCGGCCUGCAGGUGGUGGCGAACUGCGCCAUCGAGGAUUGCAAGGGACAAGACUGGGAUGCGAUCGCCCUGCCGGGAGGCAUGCCAGGGGCGGAGCACUUGAGGGACAGCGCAGUGCUGGUGGAGCUGCUCAAGGAGCAGGCGAGCAAGGGCAAGAUCUCGGCCGCUGUGUGCGCGUCGCCGGCCGUGGUUUUUGGGACCCAUGGCCUGUUGCCAGAGAAAGCUACGUGCUACCCGAACCCCAAGUUCAAGGAGAUUGUGGGAGAGAAGUGGCAGGAUGCGCGGGCGGUCAUGGAUGGCCAGGUGGUGACGAGCCAGGGCCCGGGCACCAGCAUCCACUUUGCGCUGAAGAUUGCGGAGCCGCUGUGCGGCAAGGACAAGGUCCUCGAGGUGGCCCAGGCGAUGCUGGUGGACUACGCUUGA
Molecule: messenger RNA, 603 nt
Organism: Effrenium voratum
Lineage: Eukaryota; Dinophyceae; Suessiales; Symbiodiniaceae
Source: the annotation of a GenBank genome assembly